Messenger RNA from Theileria parva strain Muguga, 4792 nucleotides. RefSeq names its product ABC transporter family protein (gene ABCC4). The transcript has a single exon. Gene Ontology annotation, cellular component: membrane. Gene Ontology annotation, biological process: transmembrane transport. Gene Ontology annotation, molecular function: ATP hydrolysis activity; ATP binding; ABC-type transporter activity. Bases 6 to 4694 code for a protein of 1562 amino acids. Lineage: Eukaryota; Apicomplexa; Aconoidasida; Piroplasmida; Theileriidae. The record is from RefSeq and is a predicted model, not a curated record.
CAAAGAUGCAAUCAGUAUCGUUUGAUUCCUCGUUUGAAAUAUGUACCGUUGAUGAUGAUGAGUAUUCCUCGAUUGAAGGUGAAAAACAAGGACGACCCUCAAGCGCGCGAGGCCAGCUCUUCUGGGAAAGUCGACUGUACCAUAAAUCGUAUUUUACCAGAGAAACCGAUAAUAAUAAAUUCAAAUACUAUGAUAGCAGCAACAUAUUUAUAUUUCUGUUGUUUCAAUGGGUUCGUAAAUGGUGUAGGUUUGUUUCCUUGGAUUACGUCAAGCCGUAUAAAUUACACCCAUUGCCAGUUAAAGAUCAAAUCCUCUAUUGGCAGCCGAUCUUCUCUAAACGUGUAAGUGAUGGGAUAGUGAGGCUAGAAACCCGAAAAUCAAAGAAGAAGGGAACGAAAUCGAAGCCUUACACGUCAAUCCUUCUGCGUGCCCUGUUCCUAACUUUCUUCAAGAGAACUUUUUUUGGGCUCUUUGGUAUCGUUGCCGUAAAUGUUUUUAGUAUGAGUAUCGCAAUUGUGGUUAACAUUUACCUGAAAAGAUUACAUGAAAAAAAGUUCGAUUUUACAAAAUGUGCAUUAUUUGUACUUGCAAUAACAUCCAUGCAAUUUGUAGACGGAUUCUGCUUCGACCAUCUGUUGUUUUACAUGUAUAGACUUGUCCACAUUGUACAUUAUUGUGUGUCAAUCACUGUUUUCCAACAUGGCCUGUGUUAUAGAAGAAAGUUCUUCAAUAACGUCAAGGGCUCCAAUGUUUUAAACGUUUGUAACUCGGUGCUGCAUAGUUGCUCACCUGAGUCCAAAUGCUCCGAAAACCCUUUGUAUUGCCCUGCCAGGCGAUUUCAAAACAGUGAUAUUACUCCGAGGAUGUUUUCAUUUGAAUUUAUCGACUCCUACUACAUUUCGCUCUUCUUCGACUCGCUAAUUUCCGUAAUCCAGUUCCUGACAAAUUGUAUCUACGGCUUUCUUCUGAUUAAAUUUUACAUAUCCCUAAGAAUUUUCCUCCUAACCAUGGCGGUUGUCCUCUUCAUUGCUUCGACUUUACUGCUAGAGGUUAUCAACACCUUCAUAUUAAAUUACAUCUACUCAUUCAAAGAUUACAGAAUCACCCAGUGCAGGGACAUAAUUUGCUCCUUCUUUAUCAUCGUUAAAAUGUCAAUGGAGUCAAUCGCACAUAAUAUUAUAACUGAGACCAGAAAUGCAGAGCUCAGUUUAAUUGUUUUAAGGUUGCUACUGUCAUUUGCCAACAAGAUUUUCUUCACUUUAUCUGUAUCAAUGAUGUUUUUGUUCAUUCUCAACGACUUCGUCGAUGAUUUAAAAAAAACAAAUGACAUAACCAAAAUCAAAUGUGUAGAUCUUUUGACCAUGCUUUAUAUUUUAUUGAAGAUUAUUUUCUCAAUAUCACUAUUCCCGUACGGCGUGAAGCAGAUGUUCACAUCAAUCGUGUCACUGAAGAGGAUCGGUGAGUUUAUUGUUAACUGCUCGCCCAACUUUUACAUCAGCGAUAACAAGUUCACCGGCUCAACUGAAAUGGCCAAUGACGUGGUUAAUUCCACCGGCCAGCUUGAUAAAGAUGUCGUCGUACUAUACAAAAACGCCUCAUUCACGUGGGUCAACAGCAGGAAGGAUCUUCAGAACUUAAAGUUUCAGCCAUAUCUAAAAAACAUUAACUUCCAGCUAAAGAGAGGUGAAAUUGCAAUAAUUACAGGCCCUCAGGGUUGUGGUAAAUCUAAUUUCAUCAGGUCAGUGCUCGGUGAGAUGACACUGAUUGAUGGUUCAAUGGCAGUAGUACCCCUACACACAUCAAUGCCUAUAUUCUUUGCUUCACAAGAAAUAUGGCUACAACAGGGAACCAUCAGGUCAAACAUCACCUUUGGACACAGAUUCGAUGAAGUUUUAUACAAAUCUGUUCUAAAAGCUGUUGAGCUGGAAACAGAUAUAUCCUCAUGGGAUAGAGGUGAUCUCAGGGUGGUUUCGAAUUAUGCCUUUUGCCUAAGUGGUGGUCAGAGGGUUAGGAUUGAGAUGGCUAGAGCUAUUUAUGCAUAUCUUGUGUUCAGUAAGGUUAACAAGGAGUAUACCAGAAAUCAGUGCUCAUUCCUGAUGUGCCUGGAUUCACCGUUCCAUGGAUUGGAUCCCUACGUAUCACGGACAGUGUUCAACAACCUGCUUAACCUGAAGUCAGGCCUCCUUGUAAAAGAUGAUUUAUCACUUAUCAUAACAUCGUCUUUGUUGGAAAUUGAAAAGUGCAUUAAGACUUCAGAAUUAAACAAGUUCCCAAAGAUCCCUAUAUACCAUAUUUACAACAUGACCAUGACAUUGUACCACGAUCUCAAGGACUACUCUGAGAUGGUAAAAGACGAGUUUGGCAGUUCCAGUUCUCACCUAGAUGCUACUCCUAGAACUCCAGCAGACUAUGAAUCUGACUCCACCUUGUUCUCGUUCACGCACUUGAUUGAAAAGGCGAGCGCGGACAUCAAUGAAAGUGAAAUAAGGCAUAACUUAACAAUCAACAACUAUAAUAGAACUGAGUCGACAAUCUGCUCAACGUCAAACAGUGGAUUUAAGCCUUAUGGUAUUUACUUUUCAGCGGCAGGCGCUUUCUUUAUAUUCUUCUUAUCCCUGACGUUUGCGGCGACUAUCAUGGAUAACCUCAAGUUCAUAUUCGCCUCGGAGCUGGCAGACUACAUCAGGGAACGUGUUGAGUUUAAAGGCACGCCUCAUGAAAUGAUGAAUAGAUUUGCAGACAUUCAGUCUCACAGUGACAAAUCCCUAAAGGCGAUUAGUUUAUUUACAGUUUGCGUAAUUGGGGUUUGUUCUGCAGGCACCAUAUUUUUAGUCAUUUCUUGCGUAAAAUCAUCCCGUAAAAUCCACGAGUACUGUAUCAAUUCGAUCUUUACAAACAGCUCCGCAGUCGUUAAGAUAAAGAGGAAGAUCAGCCAGCUGAUAACGUAUUUGUCCUCGGACAUUUUCCAAAUUGAUGAAAGUAUCGGCUACGCCAUGUCCACGGCACUGGUUUCACUGGUUGAAUCCUUGAUUCACGUUUUAACCCUGUGCUACUUGAUUCCCUUCUCAACUCCCGUGAUUGUUGUUGUCGUUUUUGUGAUAAUUAAGUUUGUUUUCAUCCGCUACGUUAACGCCUCCAAGAACCUGCAACUCUCAUCGCUGGAGUCCACGGCACACAUCAACUCGGUUUGUGAAAACGCCAUUUCAGGUUCCGAAGCCCACAGGUGUUUUAAGAAGGAGUGGAAGUUUAUGGAUGAUAUUAUUGAGCACACAGACUACUACAUGCGGUGUCUGUUUUUGAACAAGUCUGUGCUCACCAGGUCAUCAAUAAUAGCCAAGGGUUUAUUUUCCCUGAUAAAUCUUGUCUUGUUAAUACCGUUAAUAAGGUUUAAGUUUCACGAAGUUAAAAUUCAAGUUGGUAUUUACGGUUUAGCCAUUUCACUGAGCAUGAUUGUCAGUUACGCGUUUACUAACUUUAUGGUGUCCUUUGGCAGGCUGGAGGUUUUAAUGUGCUCCAUGAAGCGCUUUGAAAGCUUUGUUCCUCUAAAUACCAAGUGCCGGUUUGAAAAGAAGCGAAAUGUCAGGAAGGAAGAUUUCAUUGUUAACUACUCUAAGGACUCCCUUAACUCCAUGAUCACCAACGAAUUUAAAUACUACCUUUACAAGAGAAGAGUUAACGAGUAUAAGAAAAAGAAUUCCUGCUUUUCACUCAACACUGUUUUAAAUCCUCCUAAACUGGUUAUUUUGGACAUUGCAACGGUCCUUCCAAUUACUCACACUGGUUUAGAGAUAAAAAAGAUGUAUGUUGAUGCUUCCGAGUCUAAUUCCCGGGUCCCUAACCACAUCUUGAAGGACAUAAACGCAUCUGCUUCCGCUUCUGACAUUAUUGGUAUCAUUGGCAGGACUGGAUCGGGUAAGACCACCCUGCUUUCUGUUAUUCAAAACACUGUGGGCAACAGGACCGGUCAAGUCCUGUUGGAUGGCAAGGAUCUGAAUGAUAUUCCUAGGCACAUUUUGGGUCAGAUUAUCGGUGUUCUUCCUCAACUACCAUUUGUUUUCAAGGGUUGGACCAUUCGUAGGUUCUUGGAUCCUAGGAAAUUAUUCACUGAUGAUGAGAUUAACCAAGCCCUGGAUAGCUGUGGCCUCCUCGAGUUUGUUAAUCGCCUACCUGGUAACCUAAAGCUGGACACUGUUAUUAUCAAGGAAUCCUUCACGAUUACUAAAAGGACCGUAAUAAAUAAAGAGCCUGAGGUGGCCAAAAAGAGAGCCAGUGCUUACAGGAGAUCUCUGACUGUUCAUGACCUUAAGAAUUACUACGCUGAUAGUGAUAUGAUUCUAUCCAGUAGUCAGCUCAGGACACUCUCCUUUGCUAGACUAGUUUUAUACAAGAAGUUCUACAGAAUUAUACUUGUUGAUGAGCCCCCGUCUGAAAACUGUUCAGAUAGUGACGGUCAGGAGCAAUCACUGGAUAAAGAAAUUGGUAUCCCGAUUUAUGAACUUCUGAAGGAUCAUUUCUGUCAUUGCACGACUUUUGUAACUGCACAUGAUGCGAACGCGCUUGUUUUAUGUACCUCCGUGUGGGUUAUGCACAACGGGUACCUAAUUCGGAUCUGUGAUAGGGAAGAUAUAUCCCUGAAUGAGUCAAUCUCUAAUAUAAUCGAAGAAAGUGUUAGGAGAAAGAGCUUAAACAAAUGAAGUAAAUUAUAAAAAUAUUUAACCAAAUGCAGUACACUCUAAAUACGAGUCAAAUUCUCAUGGGAAAAUCCAUUUAAUUUCUAAUGGUUUAAUCUUAU